ACCACAGCUAGUAAGUUUUACUCCCCUAUUAAUAACAUUUUUAUGAAAGCUGUGCGAUCACCCAAAACAGGUACACACAAGCAAACGACCCCAUGGAUACUGUCGCCCAAGGUUGGACCAACGUGAGGCCAGAGGAGGAUGGCCAACGCUUCACAGAGCGCUCCGCUGAGCGCCGGCAACUCUUUCUGAAACUCCAAUCACUCCACCCCCAACCGGUAUUUCCUUCGAUUACCUGGGCGUUUCUCCAGAUCGCCGAUAUCGAAGUAAUCCGGGAGGCGGUUCAGAGCCAUUUGUUCAGGCAAUCAUUGACGGACCGCGAUCUUCGCCUUGCCAGAGAAAGAAAAGCGUUGGACACAAUUCUACUCUGGUCCCAGAAACAACCAAGGAAAGACCCGACAGCAGCAAGUGCAACGUCGACACACUCGCAAUCCAAGACAGUCUCCAACCAACCACCCUCGAAAUCUCGCCUUCUCAAUGCCAAUAUACUAGCCGGAUCUAAGCGAACUCGAUCCGGACAUAUAAUUGGUGGCCCAGAAUACAGUGUUGGCCGACACGAUGGCGUUCGGUCAAACUGUAAGAAGCGGGAUGGAUACCUUUGCGCGGUCUCGAGGAUGGCGGAAAUCGACGCCGCCCAUAUUUACCCAUGGUGCGGUCUUGGAGGCCAGAAUGAGGAGCGAGUGGUGAGAUUCUGGGACACUCUGAAGAUGUUCUGGAAAGCAGAACUAGUGGAGAGUUGGCGUAGUAAGUUGUUUGUGGACGCUAAUAAUCCAAAUCGAGGAACGGAGACAGUGGAGAACAUGAUCUCCCUCUCGGCCCUCCUGCACCGGUAUCACUCCGCUGCCCGAUUUGCGCUCCGACCGAUACAACUGUCAGACGAUAAGACAAAACUCGAACUCGAGUUCCACUGGCUUGUUGUUGAAGGGCGCAAACGCCAGGAUGAGGUGAACAUCAUGGAUGAACCUUUGUCUUCGGCCGGCCGACUUUCGGCUGGCAGGGGUUACGGCCCACUCGAUCGGAUUGAUCCCAACGACGACACUAUCCGCAUUCCACUAGUCAGCGGAACUAGAUUUACAAUGUCGACCGAUGAUCCAGUCCAGCGACCCCUCCCAGAUACAGGCCUCUUGACAUUGCAGUGGAACCUUCAACGUGUCCUUGCCAUGUCCGGAGCGGCUGAGUGGACGGAGGAGGAUUUCGGCAACGACGAUGAUGACGACCAGGACGGACAAGGCGUUACAUCUUGCGAUAACGUGGAAAACUGGCUCAAGAACGUCGAGCCUCCGGAGAAUCAUCGUCCGAGCCAAAUCUCUCGAGAAAGCGAUUCGGAAGACAGCGUAGAUGGUUCGUUUGAAUAAACGAUAUCUGCCCUAAGCAUCUUUAAUCACAAAUCUCAAACUCCCUUCAUAUGCUAAACGGAAUAUACAGGAGCCCCUCCGCAUAAGCAAGCCAAACGUCGAGAUUUGGGCCUUCCUUCCCCUCAGAGCUCGGAUACGAACUUCUCUGAACGCCCCGACUGCGCGAGCAAGAUAACCUUGACGACUUCGCCUCAACUCGGGCCCACGGCCACGAAGUUAUCAAGCGAGUUCUGCCGAGUCGGUGGUGAAGAGAAUAAGGAGCCUAGUCUGCGACACUUGCGAGGGGUUCCGACACUUCAGAGAUCCCGCCGGCGUAGCAUAUGAAGUAAGUCCUUGGGGCCGUUUGCUUACUGUGUACAUGUUUUGUCUCG
Molecule: messenger RNA, 1723 nt
Organism: Alternaria alternata
Lineage: Eukaryota; Fungi; Ascomycota; Dothideomycetes; Pleosporales; Pleosporaceae
Exons: 1
Coding region: 93-1352 (419 amino acids)
Source: RefSeq, a predicted model, not a curated record